AUGAAUGAUCUAUAUGCUAAUCCGCCUCAAAUGCUGAAUCAUGUCCGAAAUGUGAUUGCUGCAAGAACAGUAAAUUGCUAUGGUAGCAUUGCUGCAUUGUGUAGCUCUCAUUCCUUUCUUCUUUCUUUUGAUGUCACAAACAACGCAUUUGAUGGCCAGAUUCCAAGAGAGUUGGGAUUUUCACCUUCUCUUCAAAGGCUUCGGCUAGGGAUCAACCAUUUCACAGGGGCAAUCCUCAGGACCCUGGGAGAAAUCUACCAACUUUCACUUGUGGAUUUCUCAGGCAAUUCGCUCACUGGAUCAGUACCAGCUGAGCUUUCAUUGUGCAAGAAACUGACCCAUAUUGAUCUCAAUAACAACUUUCUUUCUGGGCCAAUCCCAUCCUGGCUUGGAAGUUUGCCCAAUUUAGGAGAGCUCAAACUCUCCUUCACUUUAUUUUCUGGGCCCCUUCCUCACGAACUAUUUAAGUGCUCCAAUCUGCUGGUUCUUUCACUUGAUAACAAUCUCCUUAAUGGGACUCUGCCUCUGGAAACCGGUAAUCUUGCAUCCCUUAAUGUUCUCAACCUCAACCAAAACCAAUUUUAUGGACCAAUUCCUCCUGCCAUAGGUAACUUAAGCAAGCUUUAUGAACUUCGUCUCUCAAGAAACAGCUUUAAUGGUGAAAUACCUAUUGAGCUUAGAGAACUCCAGAAUCUUCGAAGUGUUUUAGACCUCAGUUACAACAAUCUUACUGGGGAAAUCCCACCUUCUAUUGGAACACUGUCCAAACUGGAGGCGCUUGAUCUAUCUCACAAUCAACUUGGUGAAAUCCUAUUCCAAGUGGGUGCGAUGAGUAGCUUGGGCAAGCUUAACUUCUCCUAUAACAACCUUGAGGGCAAAUUGGACAAGGAAUUCUUGCACUGGCCAGCAGAGACGUUCAUGGGAAACCUGCGUCUUUGUGGAGGGCCUCUCGGCCGCUGCAACAGUGAGGAAUCCAGUCAUCAUAACUCAGGCCUAAAGUUAUCAUCUGUGGUGAUAAUAUCAGCAUUUUCAACCAUUGCUGCAAUUGUUCUACUGAUGAUUGGAGUUGCCCUGUUUCUUAAAGGCAAGCGGGAGUCCCUCAACGAAGUGAAGUGUGUUUACUCUUCCAGUUCUUCCAUAGUACACCGAAGACCACUCCUCCCCAACGCUGCUGGGAAGCGAGAUUUCAAAUGGGGAGACAUUAUGCAAGCUACAAACAAUCUGAGUGACAAUUUUAUAAUUGGCUCAGGAGGGUCUGGAACGAUCUACAAGGCUGAGUUAUCCAGUGAAGAAACAGUGGCAGUGAAGAAGAUACUGAGGAAAGAUGAUCUCCUGCUGAAUAAAAGCUUUGAAAGAGAAAUUAGGACCCUGGAAAGGGUUAGGCAUAGGCACCUAGCAAAGUUGCUGGGUUGUUGUGUCAACAAAGAAGCAGGCUUUAAUCUGUUGGUAUACGAGUACAUGGAGAAUGGAAGCUUAUGGGAUUGGCUGCACCCAGAAUCAGUGAGUAGCAAGAAAAGGAAGAGCCUUGACUGGGAGGCGAGGUUAAGGGUUGCAGCGGGAUUAGCUAAGGGAGUGGAGUAUCUCCACCAUGACUGUGUCCUCAGGAUCAUUCACAGGGACAUCAAGUCCAGCAAUGUGUUGCUUGACUCUAAUAUGGAGGCACAUUUGGGGGAUUUUGAGCUGGCAAAGACUCUGGUUGAGAAUCACAACUCCUUCAACACCGACUCAAACUCAUGGUUCGCUGGGUCUUACGGUUAUAUUGCUCCAGAAUAUGCUUAUUCAUUGAAGGCAACGGAGAAGAGUGAUGUUUAUAGUAUGGGUAUCGUGCUGGUUGAGCUAGUGAGUGGAAAGAUGCCAACAGACGAAAUUUUUGGGACGGAUAAAAUGGUGAGGUGGGUUGAGUCGCACAUUGAAAUGGGAGAAUCGAGCCGAACGGAGUUGAUUGAUUCAGCAUUGAAGCCAAUUCUACCAGAUGAAGAAUGCGCAGCAUUCGGAGUGCUUGAGAUCGCACCGCAAUGCACAAAAACUACCCCAGCAGAAAGGCCGUCUUCUCGCCAAGUUUGCGAUUCCCUAGUCCAUUUGUCCAACAAUAGAAAUAGAAUGGUGGGCUGCUAUAAGAACCCCCAUUGA
This is a messenger RNA of Vitis vinifera (wine grape), 2130 nucleotides long. RefSeq names its product LRR receptor-like serine/threonine-protein kinase GSO1. Gene Ontology annotation, molecular function: protein kinase activity; ATP binding; protein binding. Gene Ontology annotation, biological process: protein phosphorylation. The record is from RefSeq and is a predicted model, not a curated record. NCBI's taxonomy places the organism in Eukaryota, Viridiplantae, Streptophyta, Magnoliopsida, Vitales, Vitaceae. Bases 1 to 2130 code for a protein of 709 amino acids. The transcript has 3 exons.